Molecule: messenger RNA, 2871 nt
Organism: Erpetoichthys calabaricus (reedfish)
Lineage: Eukaryota; Metazoa; Chordata; Cladistia; Polypteriformes; Polypteridae
Product: thymic stromal cotransporter homolog
Exons: 4
Coding region: 327-1754 (475 amino acids)
Biological process (GO): transmembrane transport
Cellular component (GO): membrane
Molecular function (GO): transmembrane transporter activity
Source: RefSeq, a predicted model, not a curated record
UCCAGGGUCGAGGCUCCGGGCUGCAGAGAUACCGGAUUCGCUGGGGCCGGUCGGGGUGGGUCAGUUUAGUCGAUCCCACCCUCUUUCUCACAUUUUCUCCCUCUUAGAAUUCAGCACGCCACUUCCCGGAACAGGUCUUUUUUUUAGCUUUUACACCACAGUUUGCUUACGCUUUGCUACAGCUGUUGUUCGCUCGCCAGGUUUGCAGGUGGUUUCAAAUACCCUUUUUCUUUAAUCAGAUUUAUUACAAAAGCAGAAUGCGAGCUUAGCCCUGUGCUCAGCCGAUCUCGCAGCGCUCCUUCUCUAUUACUCACCGGUCGAUCGCUAUGUGUGGACGACUUCGGGCACUCAUCGAGCCGGCGGUGUUCUCGGCUGAAAUCGCCAGUACCCUUUAUGACACGGGGCUUCUCAUGGUGGUAAAGGGCCGCUACAAUGCCAGUUGCAACUCCUCCUUUAUCAACACCUCAGUCAACGGAGACGACCUACAGCAAAAAGCGAUUUCCAACUUCUAUAUGAUCUAUGACAUUAUAUUCGGUCUUAGUCCCACCUUGACAGCUUUCUACCUGGCCAGACUUGGGGACAAGGGGUAUAGGAAGUUGCCCAUUUGUUGCCCUCUUCUGGGGUAUGUGAUCUCCAGAGCCAUGCUGCUCCUGGUGGUGCUACUUGGCUGGCCACUCCAAGUCAUGUUCGGAGCUGUUGCCCUUCAGGGAUUGUCAGGAGGAUUUUCUUCUUACUGGGCAGGGGUCAUGGCCAUAGCCUCGGACCAGAGUAGCGAGAGGCAGAGGUCUGUCCAGCUGGUGCGUGUUGAGGUAGUAUAUGGAGUGGCUGGCUUCAUUGGCAGUAUGGCCUCAGGGUAUGUCUUUAGCAUAGACGCAUCUUCAGAACACCAAGGGAUCAUCCUGGCUGCCCUCAGUGUUUGCUUGUUCUCUCUGAGUUUAAUCUACAGUCUGCUCAUUUUGAAAAUUCCAAGUAGUGAAUUUACUCCUGAGGCAAAUAUUCAACCAGGAAUCAGUUCAGUCAAUUGUGACAUUAAGGACUUUGGUAGCCCGAAGAAUGAGAACCCCUUAGAGAGUUCAGGACAGUCGAAUGAUGGCGACAGAGAGCUUUAUCAAACAUCAGCUACAAGUGCAGUGGGCAGCACUGGGGGUCCUGGAUCUUUUAACAUGACAAACAUCGUACUUCUGUUCAUCGCAGCAGUCCUGUAUGACAUAGCGAAUGGACAGUCUAAGAACAUCCUCAUUUCUUUUGUGGUUAAGAAGCCUCUCAACUGGGAUGCAAAGCAGGUUGGAUAUGGCAAUGCGGCGGACUUUGUGAUCUACCUCACAAGCUUUCUAGGAGUCUGGGGUUUCUCCAGAUGUCUACGGGAUAUCAGUAUGAUUAUGAUUGGCGUUUUUUCAUUAAGCUCUGGGCUUGUGGUCAUGACUUUCGUGAAGAAGACCUACAUGUUCUUCAUCGCCAGAGCUUUAAACCUCUUUGCUCUAAUGACUAUGCCCACCAUUCGGUCCAUGCUCUCAAAACAAGUAGAUGCCUCAUCUUAUGGUAAGAUUUUUGUUCUUCUGGAGCUGUCAUUUACUCUUGCCAGUGUUAUCACUUCACCCAUUUUCACCAAGAUAUACCAAGCCACCUUGGACUGGUUUGCUGGAUUUUGCUUCAUUUUGUCCAGCAUCCUUAGCUUUUUGGCCAUCAUCCCCGUUGGAGUUGUAGCAUACAGAACAAGGCAACAACAAGGCUAUGAGCCAAUACCAUCUUCAUAAUCAGGCGGUUUUCACACCUCUACCUAUAAUUCAUCAUUAGUAUUUUUGUAUGUACUCUAAUAAUAAAUUGACGAAGAAGACUUCCCCCAUGUGGUGAUGGACCUGUGAUUUUGACAUCUGUGACAGGCUGCAGUGGCUGCCUUCUGCUUCUUACUCCACUGCACCGCAGUUUCACAUCUUAAUGAAAGCAACACUAAAGGAAAUGAGAAAAAGAAUUGCUAAAAAACUAAAUGAAGAGAUGUCACGGGCAGCCAACAAGCCUUCUUUCAGCACUGGAAGUCAUUGACCACCAGAGUUCAGUGGCCUUCAGCCAGUUCACUGUAAUUGACUUUAAAAUGCCAUAUGGUACAGUUGUUUUGUUAAAUUUGUAAAAAAUACUUUUAAAAUCUUGGAAUCAAAUUAAUUUCAUAAUUACAUGUUUUUCAUUUUUUAAGCUACUAUAUAAAACUGUUAAAUUAGCAACUUUGAUUCUUUAUCUCAUGGAGAAUUUCACUUGUACUGCCUAUAAAUGGAUACAUAAUUAUGUAAGUAUUUUGUAUGUGCACAAUCACAUUCCAGCAAUACACUAAUCUCUUUUUGUGUUUAUGAUAUUACUUUAAAGGUGACCUUUAAUCUUUCUCUACAAUGUUAAAAGGUGUUGCUCUUAUUUCAAUCAUUCACCUUAUGGUUGAGGCAGAGAAUUUGCGUUUAGUCUGCUGUUGCAGGCGCCACAGAUCCAGUGUCCUAAAUGUGAAUCUCUCACACGGUCACUGUCUGUAUAGAUAAGGCAUGCACUCAUUGUGUUUGUCUGGGUUUUCUUCCAGGUACUCCAGGGUACCUCCACCAUCCCUGAAGAUUUGUGGGUUAGGUGAUAGUAGCAGUAGUAUUAUCGUCAUAUGUGCUGAAUGCAGUGAAAAAUUUUACUUGCAUGUCUGACCAACACAAAACACGCCACCAGACUCUGACGCCAUGAUCAACUGGUGAUUCCAAACUGUCAAAAUGUAAGCGUGAAUGCUUAUUGUGCUAUCUAGCCUCUGUGAGCAGAUUGCUCAGCACCUACUGUACGUAUCAUUUAUCAAAUAACAUGCCUUUAUUUUAAUUGACUUUAAAAUUUCAGACAUCAAAGAGAUUCAAUAAA